UUUCUCUUUUUUGUCUCAUUUCCUAGAAUCCUUUCCUUAUUCCAUUUCAUUUUUCAUUCGUCAUCGAUCCUUUGACGUUGUGAUUUGAGAUCUGUAAAAGAUUAGAUUGUGGUGAAAUAUCUAUUUUACUAUUUUAUUUAUACGUGUAUGUUGUGAGAUUUUAGUUGACCCCAAUUAAAUGGGGGACUCUUUAGAAGGGAGUGAAAAUACUCCCGAGCCUCAAAAUGUCGCAGUCGUGGAUUUUACGGCUUUUACAAAUUUUAUUUUGAAGGCGGCUACCGUCCUUUUGCCUGAGGAUGAUAGCCAAGCGGAACCAACAAAUUUAGUAAGUGCCUUAGAUGAUAAGGCAAACCAGGAAUGCAUUCGGAAAUUUAUAAGCGAUCCUCAAGUUUCUACAUUAUACGUCCAGCGAAAUUCCUCUAAAGAUGAUGACAAUGAUCAGCCCCCUGAAGGCGAAGAAGAAAAAGAGCCUGUUACAUACUAUGUCAGUAAUGAAGUUCACUAUUCAAACUCUAAAAUGUCGAGUUUGGUUUGUAUUAAAAGAGGGCCAGUGGUAGAAGCAGAUAAAAGUAUUAGGGCACAGGUGCGAUUGAUGAAUUUCAGCGAUGGAUCGCCUUAUGAGAUUUUACACGAUUAUGUUAGCCGAACAGUGGCUCCAUUUUUUAAAUCGUAUGUAAAAGAAUCUGGAAGGGCAGAUCGUGAUGGCGAUAAGAUGGCUCCUGCUGUUGAAAAAACUAUUGCUGAACUUGAAAUGGGGUUAUUGCAUUUACAACAAAAUAUAGAUAUUCCUGAAAUAACCUUACAGGUACAUCCUUACGUUGCCAGUCUCAUUAAACAGUGUGCUGAUGAAGGAAGAAAACCGAAAGUUGCAGAUUUUAGCGACAAAGUUGAAGAUUCCAAUUUCCUUAAUCAAUUACAACAUGGUGUAAAUCGUUGGAUAAAAGAAAUUCAGAAGGUGACAAAAUUAGAUAGAGACCCUUCAUCAGGUACAGCCCUGCAAGAAAUAAGUUUUUGGUUGAAUCUUGAAAGAGCUUUGCAUCGAAUCCAAGAGAAGCGUGAAAGUAUGGAAGUUGCUUUAACUCUAGACAUUCUGAAGCACGGUAAACGUUUCCAUGCAACUGUAUCGUUCGACACCGAUACUGGAUUGAAACAGGCCAUUGCCACCGUUAAUGAUUACAAUCCAUUAAUGAAAGAUUUUCCCAUCAAUGAUCUACUGGCUGCUACCGAACUGGAGAGGAUUAGAGCAGCUGUGCAACUAAUUUUUGCUCAUUUACGUAAAGUGAGGUCCACCAAGUAUCCCAUCCAGAGGUGUUUGCGACUUGUAGAAGCCAUUUCAAGAGAUUUGGGUGCUCAAUUGUUAAAAGUUCUGGGUACAAGGAGAUUGAUGCACAUUCCAUUUGAUGAGUUUGAGAAAGUUAUGACUCAGUGUUUCGAUGUCUUUGCUAUUUGGGAAGACGAGUAUGAAAAAUUGCAAGCAUUACUAAGGGAUAUAAUGAAGAAAAAACGUGAUGAGCACAUGAAGAUGGUUUGGCGUAUUUCUGCACAGCACAAGAAACUGCAAAGUAGAAUGGAGCAAAUGCGAAAGUUCCGCAGGCAACACGAACAACUUCGAACUGUCAUAGUUCGUGUUUUGAGACCAACUAUUAGAGAAGCGGCAGCUCCUAUUGAAGGAGAGGACUUGGAACCACCGAAGCCUACCUUUUCCCUUGAUGCAGCCGACGCAAAUGCCAUAGAGGAAGUGAAUUUAGCUUAUGAAAAUGUCAAAGAAGUGGACUGCUUGGAUAUUUCCAAAGAAGGUCAAGAUGCUUGGGAUGCGGCAGUUCAAAGAUACGAAGAACGAAUCGAUAGAGUUGAGACUCGAAUUACAGCCCACCUUCGCGAUCAACUCGGAACUGCUAAGAAUGCGAAUGAGAUGUUCCGCAUUUUCUCUCGAUUUAACGCUCUCUUUGUGAGGCCACAUAUCAGGGGCGCUAUAAGAGAAUAUCAGACCCAUUUGAUACAGCGAGUGAAGGAUGACAUCGAGGCUCUUCAUGAAAAAUUCAAAGUGCAGUAUCCUCAAAGUAACAGUGCAAGGAUAAGCAAAGUACGUGAUUUACCUCCUGUUGCGGGAUCUAUCGUUUGGGCAAAACAGAUUGAUCAUCAACUUACUACUUAUUUGAGGAGAGUUGAAGAUGUCCUUGGUAAAGGAUGGGAGAACCACAUAGAAGGUCAAAAACUGAAAGCCGAUGGCGAUAGCUUUCGUUUGAAGUUGAACACCCAGGAAAUUUUCGAUGAUUGGGCUCGCAAUGUGCAACAGCGUAACUUGGGAGUGUCAGGGAGAAUUUUUACCAUAGAAGCGGUGAGAUCGAGAACUGGCAGGGGCAACGUGUUGAAGUUGAAGGUUAACUUCCUGCCGGAAAUUAUAACGUUGGCCAAAGAAGUUCGUAACUUGAAAUGUCUUGGCUUCCGUGUACCUCUGGCCAUUGUGAAUAAGGCGCAUCAAGCUAAUCAGCUGUACCCAUUCGCCAUUUCGCUUAUCGAGAGCGUCAGAACGUAUGAAAUGACACUGGAGAAGAUCGAAGACAAAGCCAGCAUAAUUCCACUUGUGGCUGGAAUGAGGAAGGAAGUACAACAACUGAUAGCCGAAGGCAUCCAAUUAGUUUGGGAAAGUUAUAAGUUAGAUCCUUACGUUCAGCGUCUCUCCGAUACAGUGGUCAGCUUCCAAGAACGUGUAGAAGAACUCGUAAUUGUUGGGGAACAACUUGAAGUCGACGUAAGAUCUUUGGAGACGUGCCCUUACUCUGCCAAUACUUUCGCCGAUAUUUUAUCUAAAAUUCAACACGCAGUUGACGAUUUAUCUUUGAAGCAGUAUUCCAAUUUACACAUUUGGGUCAGCAGAUUAGACGAAGAGGUCGAAAAAAAUUUAGCUCGUCGCUUGCAAGCAGGUAUCGAAGCAUGGACCGACGCCUUGAGCGGGCAGAAGAAGGAAAUAGAUCACAGCAUGGAUACGGAUGCUCCUGCUCAGCCUACGCAUAAACCUGGCGGGGAUCCCCAGAUUCAAAUAGCAGUACACGAAGUCCGUAUUACCAACCAAACGAUGUACUUGUAUCCGAGUAUAGAAGAGGCCCGUUUCCAAAUUAUGCAACAACUGUUCGCCUGGCAGGCGAUCGUUACGUCGCAGCAACGAUUGCAGAGCAGCAGGUAUCAAGUAGGGGUCGACAAACCAGUCACAGAAACUUAUAGGAAUAUUUUGACAAAGUUGCCCGGUGGUUCUGUACCGUUGAAUAAUGCUUAUAGUGCAAUUGCCUCCAAGAUAAAAGAGGUACAAAAUUAUGUCGGUGAGUGGUUAACUUACCAAUCCUUAUGGGACCUACAGGCUGAUAAUUUGUAUGGAAAUUUGGGAGAUGACAUUAGCAAGUGGAUGGAGUGCUUAAAUGAUAUCAAGAAGACCAGAACUACCUUUGAUACAUCAGAUACUCGCCGAGAAUUCGGACCCAUCGUAAUAGACUUUGCUAAAGUCCAGAGUAAGGUUUCCCUGAAAUAUGAUUCUUGGCACAAGGAAACCCUAGGCAAAUUUGGAAGUUUGCUCAGCAACGAAAUGACCACCUUCCACGCGAAUGUUUCCAAAUCUCGAUCAGAUCUGGAACUUCAAAGCAUAGAAGCGGCUAGUACGUCCGAUGCAGUCAGCUUUAUCACCUACGUUCAACAGCUGAAGCGUAACAUGAAGGCUUGGGAGAAACAGGUCGAUAUAUACAAAGAGGGGCAGAGAAUUUUGGAGCGUCAGCGGUUCCAGUUCCCUACCUCGUGGUUGCACGUUGAAAAUCUUGAAGGGGAAUGGGGGGCGUUUAAUGAGAUCAUCAAACGUAAGGAUUCAAGCAUUCAAACGCAAGUUGCGAGCCUCCAACAGAAAAUCGUCUCUGAGGAUAAAGCCGUGGAAAGUCGCACCAAUGAUUUCCUGGGCGAUUGGGAAAGAAGCAAACCUGUCGAAGGUCAUCUGAGACCCGACGAGGCCUUGUCACAAUUGCAAUUGUUUGAGAGUAAGUUUGCUCGACUGAAAGAAGAGAGGGACAAUGUUGCUAAGGCCAAAGAAGCUCUUGAAUUGCAAGAACCAGGCGGUGUAAGCACAAGUGAAGAUCGCAUGCAAGUCGUCUAUGAAGAGUUGCAAGAUUUGCGUGGCGUCUGGUCUGAACUGUCCAGAAUUUGGCAACAGAUCGAUGAAACUAGAGAAAAGCCUUGGUUGUCUGUACAACCUAGAAAACUCCGUCAACAGCUGGACGCGAUGUCUGCUCAAUUGAAAGAACUCCCUGCUCGAUUGAGGCAAUAUGCUUCUUACGAAUAUGUGAAGAAAACUCUCCAGACUUACACUAAAGUCAACAUGAUGAUUGUAGAAUUGAAAUCGGACGCUCUGAAGGAGCGCCACUGGAAGCAACUGAUGAAACAGUUGAGAGUAAACUGGGUUCUCUCUGAUUUAACCCUCGGACAAGUAUGGGACGUAAACCUACAGAAGAACGAAUCGAUUGUUAAAGACAUCAUUCUCAUAGCUCAGGGAGAGAUGGCUUUAGAAGAAUUCUUGAAACAAGUUCGUGAAUCUUGGCAAACAUACGAGUUGGAUCUGAUCAACUACCAAAAUAAAUGUAAACUUAUCCGAGGCUGGGAUGAUUUGUUCAACAAGGUUAAAGAGCACAUUAAUUCCGUUGCCGCCAUGAAACUGUCACCUUAUUACAAAGUAUUCGAGGAAGAGGCCCUUACAUGGGAGGAGAAAUUGAACCGCAUCAAUGCUUUGUUUGAUGUAUGGAUUGACGUGCAGAGAAGAUGGGUAUAUCUGGAAGGUAUAUUUUCUGGAAGUGCUGACAUUAAAACUCUUCUACCAGUCGAGACUUCUCGUUUCCAAAGCAUCAGUUCGGAAUUCCUGGGUCUAAUGAAGAAAGUCAGUAAGAGUCCGAUGGUCAUGGAUGUUCUGAAUAUACCGGGUGUUCAAAGAGCAUUGGAAAGACUGGCUGACUUACUUGGAAAAAUUCAGAAAGCUCUUGGAGAGUAUCUGGAAAGGGAACGUACUUCUUUCCCCAGAUUUUACUUUGUUGGAGAUGAGGAUUUGUUGGAAAUCAUUGGUAACAGCAAGAAUAUAGCCAGAUUGCAAAAGCACUUCAAGAAAAUGUUUGCCGGAGUUGCUUCUAUCCUGCUGAAUGAAGAUAACAACAUCAUUACUGGCAUUGCGUCCCGAGAAGGAGAAGAAGUUGUUUUUGGCAAUCCAGUUUCGACCAUCGAACACCCCAAGAUCAAUGAGUGGCUCACUCUAGUAGAAAAAGAGAUGCGUGUUACGUUGGCUUCAAACCUGACUCAAGCCGUGCAGGACAUCAAACAGUUCAAAGAUGGCAUAGAUUCAAAAUUAUACAUGUCAUGGGUAGAUAAGUACCAAGCACAAAUCGUUGUGCUCGCUGCGCAGAUCUUCUGGAGUGAAGAUGUGGAAGCGGCUCUAGUUAAAAUGAACAGCGAACCUCAGAAGGAACCUCUAGAGAAGGUCUUGCAACAAGUCGAGAAUACUUUGAAUGUUUUAGCAGAUUCUGUACUCCAAGAACAGCCUCAGCUACGUAGGAAGAAGUUGGAACACUUGAUUAAUGAAUUUGUUCACAAGAGAACUGUUACUCGCAGGCUUAUCGCCAACGGUGUCUGUAGCAAUAAAGCUUUCGAAUGGCUGUGCGAGAUGAGAUUCUAUUUCGAUCCGAGACAGACGGAAGUUUUGAAGCAACUUACCAUUCAUAUGGCCAAUGCCAGGUUCUACUACGGCUUUGAAUAUCUCGGCGUGCAAGAUAGACUCGUUCAAACACCACUAACUGAUAGAUGCUACCUAACUAUGACCCAAGCUCUCGAGGCAAGGUUGGGCGGAUCACCCUUUGGUCCUGCUGGAACUGGUAAAACUGAGUCAGUUAAGGCACUCGGUAAUCAACUAGGUCGUUUUGUGUUGGUAUUCAAUUGUGAUGAGACAUUUGACUUCCAAGCCAUGGGAAGGAUCUUCGUGGGUCUUUGCCAAGUGGGUGCUUGGGGUUGUUUCGAUGAAUUUAAUAGAUUGGAGGAGAGAAUGUUGUCUGCUGUUUCCCAGCAAGUGCAGACCAUUCAAGAGGCUCUGAAAUCUCAAAGGGAAGCCAGUGCUGAUGGUGUCUCUGUUGGAAGUAUUAGUGUCGAAUUGGUGGGAAAACAAGUGAAAGUCUCACCAGAUAUGGCCAUAUUCAUCACCAUGAAUCCUGGAUAUGCCGGAAGGUCCAACUUACCCGACAACUUGAAGAAACUUUUUAGAUCCUUGGCUAUGACAACGCCCGACAGACAACUCAUUGCAGAGGUCAUGCUGUUCUCACAAGGUUUCCGCCAAGCUGAGAAACUAGCUUGCAAAAUUGUCCCAUUCUUCAAGCUGUGCGAUGAGCAGUUGUCAAAUCAGUCCCAUUACGAUUUCGGUUUGCGUGCGCUGAAAUCUGUGCUGAUUUCUGCUGGUAACGUGAAGAGGGAUAGGAUUCAGCGAAUCAAAGAAGGCAUGACUCAACGUGGCGAGACUAAUAUCGAUGAGGCGAGUAUUGCUGAGAAUCUACCAGAACAAGAGAUAUUGAUACAAUCCGUGUGCGAAACAAUGGUUCCUAAACUUGUGGCAGAGGACAUUCCGCUGCUCUUUAGUCUGUUGAAUGAUGUGUUCCCUAAUGUGCAAUAUACAAGGGCAGAAAUGAAAGGUCUCAAGGAUGAAAUUAGGAAAGUAUGUGCCGAAGAAUAUCUGGUAUGUGGCGAGGGUGAUGAACAAGGAGCAGCUUGGAUGGAAAAGGUACUGCAAUUAUACCAAAUCUCAAAUCUCAACCACGGUUUGAUGAUGGUAGGCCCCAGUGGUUCUGGUAAAAGCACUGCUUGGAGGGUCCUCCUUAAGGCGUUAGAGAGAUACGAGGGAGUUGAAGGUGUUGCUCAUGUCAUCGAUCCAAAAGCCAUUAGCAAAGAAGCCCUCUACGGUGUGUUAGAUCCCAAUACGAGAGAGUGGACCGACGGUCUUUUUACCCACAUUUUGAGGAAAAUCAUUGACAACGUGAGAGGUGAAAUUAAUAAACGUCAGUGGAUUAUCUUCGAUGGUGAUGUUGACCCUGAGUGGGUAGAAAAUUUGAAUUCGGUUCUUGACGAUAAUAAAUUGUUGACCCUGCCUAACGGAGAACGUCUUUCCCUUCCACCUAAUGUCCGAGUUAUGUUCGAGGUACAAGAUUUGAAAUACGCUACUUUAGCCACAGUAUCUCGUUGCGGCAUGGUGUGGUUCUCGGAAGACGUCUUGUCUACUGAAAUGAUCUUUGAGAAUUACAUAUUGAGGUUGAAGAACAUCCCUCUCGAAGAAGGUGAAGAUGAGAGCUUUGGAAAGAAAUCAGAAAGCAAAGAUGAUAUGUUGUCACCCACUCUUCAAGUUCAGAUCGAUGUGGUUAACUUGCUGCAGCCCUAUUUGGCACCUGACGGACUCGUCGUUAAGUGUUUGGAAUAUGCCAUGGAACAGGAACAUAUCAUGGAUUUCACCAGGUUGCGGGCAUUGAGUUCUCUCUUCUCCAUGUUGAAUCAGUGUGUGAGAAAUGUUCUACUAUACAACCAUUCCCAUUCCGAUUUUCCACUAUCGAGUGAAUCUUUGGAGAAAUAUAUUCCUAAAUGUCUGGUAUACUCCGUCCUUUGGAGUUUUGCUGGUGAUGCCAAAUUGAAAGUGAGAUCUGAACUCGGAGAUUUCAUCAGAUCUGUUACGACCGUACCACUACCACCCGAUAACAACAUGCGUAUUAUCGAUUAUGAAGUCACCAUAGAGGGUGAAUGGUCACAGUGGUCUAAUAAAGUACCACAAAUUGAAGUUGAAACACAUAAAGUCGCGUCUCCCGAUAUUGUGGUGCCGACGCUAGACACUGUGCGUCACGAGUCACUGCUGUACACCUGGUUGGCUGAACACAAACCUCUUGUACUCUGUGGUCCGCCUGGUUCUGGUAAAACAAUGACCUUGUUCUCUGCACUGAGAGCCUUGCCAGAUAUGGAAGUUGUUGGAUUGAACUUCUCCUCGGCUACUACUCCAGAAUUGCUGUUAAAAACAUUCGAUCACUACUGUGAAUAUAGAAAAACUCCAAAUGGUGUUAUUUUGGCCCCGAUUCAGCUUGGCAAAUGGUUAGUUCUAUUCUGUGAUGAAAUAAAUUUGCCCGAUAUGGACAACUAUGGCACACAACGUGUAAUCAUGUUCUUACGUCAAAUCGUUGAACAAAAAGGUUUCUACCGUGCUUCAGACCAGACUUGGGUAACGCUGGAACGCAUUCAGUUUGUCGGUGCCUGUAAUCCUCCCACCGAUCCAGGCAGAAAACCACUCUCGCACAGAUUCUUAAGACAUGUCCCAGUAAUUUAUGUAGAUUAUCCGGGUGAGACGUCAUUGAAACAGAUUUAUGGAACAUUUACCAGGGCGAUGUUGAGAUUGGCUCCCGGUUUGAAGGGAUAUGCGGAACCUUUGACCAAUGCCAUGGUUGAGUUCUAUUUGGCUUCCCAAGAUCGAUUCACGCAAGACAUGCAGCCUCAUUACGUUUACUCUCCUCGUGAAAUGACCAGAUGGGUUAGAGGAAUUUGCGAGGCCAUAAGACCUUUGGACAACCUCGCAGUAGAGGGUUUAGUCCGACUCUGGGCUCACGAAGCCCUGCGUCUCUUCCAAGACAGACUCGUGGAAGAUUCUGAACGACGAUGGACCAACGAAAACAUCGACGCUGUUGCAUUGAAGCAUUUCCCAUCAGCUAAUUGCGAGAAAGCUUUGGAAAGACCUAUUCUUUACAGUAACUGGUUAUCCAAAGAUUACGUUCCAGUUGAAAGAGAACAGCUCAGAGAAUACGUCAAGGCAAGAUUGAAGGUAUUCUAUGAAGAAGAACUCGAUGUUCCCCUUGUAUUAUUCGAUGAAGUCUUAGACCACGUACUGAGAAUCGACAGAAUCUUCAGGCAACCUCAAGGACACUUGUUGCUCAUUGGUGUGUCAGGAGCUGGAAAGACUACUCUGUCUAGAUUCGUCGCUUGGAUGAAUGGUCUCUCGAUAUUCCAAAUCAAAGUCCACAAUAAAUAUACUGCUGAAGAUUUCGAUGAAGAUCUACGAUCGGUGUUGCGUAGAAGUGGUUGCAAAGAUGAAAAAAUUGCCUUCAUUCUGGAUGAAUCGAACAUGUUAGACUCCAGCUUCUUGGAAAGGAUGAAUACUCUGCUGGCUAACGGCGAAGUACCUGGAUUGUUUGAAGGAGAUGAGUAUACGACUCUUAUGACGCAAUGCAAGGAGGGCGCCCAAAGAGAAGGUUUAAUGUUGGACUCGAAUGACGAGCUUUACAAAUGGUUUACACAGCAAGUAAUGCGUAACUUGCACGUAGUCUUCACGAUGAAUCCAUCUACUGAUGGACUGAAAGAUCGAGCUGCUACUUCUCCUGCUCUGUUCAACAGAUGCGUUCUCAACUGGUUCGGAGAUUGGUCCGACGGUGCAUUGUUCCAGGUUGGAAAAGAAUUUACAAACCGAUUGGAUCUGGAGAAACCGACAUGGAAAUGUCCAGAUUUCUUCCCUGCUUCGUGCACCCGUAUACCCGCCACACCGAGCCACAGGGAAGCCGUCAUCAACGCUUGCGUGUAUGUUCACCAAACCCUCCACAAAGCCAACAGCCGCCUCGCCAAGAGGGGCGGACGUACCAUGGCAAUCACCCCAAGACACUAUCUGGACUUCAUCCACCACUUCGUUAAACUGCACAACGAAAAGCGUUCUGAUUUGGAAGAACAGCAGUUGCACUUGAACGUUGGUUUGAGCAAGAUCGCGGAAACCGUGGAACAAGUCGAGGAAAUGCAGAAGAGUCUGGCCGUGAAGUCACAGGAAUUGCAAGCGAAGAACGAGGCUGCGAACGCGAAAUUGAAACAGAUGGUGAAAGACCAACAGGAGGCGGAAAAGAAGAAGGUGCAGAGUCAGGAGAUUCAGCAGCAGCUGGCGGAACAGACGGUGCACAUCGAACAGAAACGUUCGGAGGUCAUGGCUGAUUUGGAGCAGGUGGAACCUGCUGUUAUUGAUGCACAGACUGCCGUAAAAUCUAUCAAAAAACAACAGUUGGUUGAAAUCCGUACAAUGGCAAAUCCUCCCGCUGUGGUUAAAUUGGCCUUAGAGUCUAUUUGCUUGUUGCUUGGUGAAAAUGCAAGUGAUUGGAAGUCAAUUCGUACAGUCAUCAUGCGUGAUAAUUUCAUCAAUACUGUCGUCAACAAUUUCAAUACAGAAGACAUUAGCGAUGAUGUACGUGAAAAAAUGAAGAGCCGUUAUCUGAGUAAUCCCGAUUAUAAUUUCGAGAAAGUAAAUCAUGCCAGUAAUGCUUGUGGUCCAUUAGUAAAAUGGGCUAUGGCACAAAUUCAGUAUGCCGAUAUGCUGAAGAAAGUGGAACCUUUGCGAGAAGAACUUAAUUCACUUGAGAAACAAGCUGAAACUAACAAAAAGCGAGGCGAGGAAGUUAAGAACCUCAUUAGCCAACUUGAGCAAAGUAUAGCUUCAUACAAAGAAGAAUAUGCCCAACUUAUUUCUCAGGCACAGGCUAUAAAAACUGACUUGGAAAAUGUUCAGGCUAAAGUCGAUAGGUCGAUCGCAUUGUUGAAAUCCCUGGUUAUAGAAAGGGAAAGAUGGGAGGCUACCAGUGAAACGUUCAGGUCUCAGAUGUCUACGAUCGUAGGAGACGUACUCCUCUCAGCAGCUUUUAUAGCUUAUGGUGGUUACUUUGAUCAGCACUACAGGCAAAGUUUAUUCACCACGUGGUGUCAGCAUUUGACCCAAGCCGCCAUACAGUACAGACCUGACAUAGCUCGAACCGAAUAUCUUUCCAAUCCCGAUGAACGUCUUAGAUGGCAGGCUAAUGCUUUGCCUUCCGAUGAUUUAUGUACUGAGAAUGCCAUAAUGUUGAAGAGAUUCAAUAGGUAUCCACUCAUUAUCGAUCCUUCUGGACAAGCUACUGAGUUCAUUAUGAACGAAUUUAAAGACAAGAAGAUUACUAAGACCAGUUUCCUUGAUGAUUCGUUCCGUAAAAACCUGGAAUCUGCUUUACGUUUUGGUAAUCCGCUCCUCGUACAAGAUGUUGAAAAUUAUGACGCCAUUCUGAAUCCUGUGUUGAACAGAGAACUGAGACGAACAGGCGGUCGUGUUUUGAUUACUUUGGGAGAUCAAGAUAUUGAUUUGUCACCUUCUUUCGUUAUUUUCUUGUCCACUCGUGAUCCUACUGUAGAAUUUCCUCCAGAUAUUUGCUCUCGAGUUACAUUCGUUAACUUCACCGUUACCAGAAGCUCGUUGCAAAGCCAGUGCCUGAACCAAGUAUUGAAGGCUGAGAGACCCGAUAUCGACGCAAAACGUUCAGAUCUGUUAAAACUUCAAGGGGAGUUCCAUUUGAGGUUGAGACAAUUGGAAAAGUCUUUACUGCAAGCAUUGAACGACGCGAAGGGUAAAAUCUUAGAUGACGACAGUGUUAUUACCACACUUGAGACACUCAAACGUGAAGCGGCUGAAAUUGGUCAAAAGGUUGAGGAAACGGAUAAAGUUAUAUCUGAGAUCGAAGCGGUUUCCCAACAGUAUCUGCCUCUUUCUCAAGCGUGUAGUAAUACCUACUUUACAAUGGACAGCCUCAACCAAGUACAUUUCCUCUACCAGUACUCACUUAAAAUGUUCCUGGACAUGUUCAGCAGCGUCCUGCACAAUAAUUCCAAACUUGAUGAUGUUUCUGAUUACCAAGCCAGAUUGAACGUUAUUACAUCAGAUUUAUUCUCGGUGGUAUAUGAAAGAGUUGCACGAGGUAUGCUCCACAACGAUCGUCUAACAUUUGCCAUUCUCUUGUGCCGAAUCCAUCUUAAGGGUGUUUCGUCCGAGCCUAAUCUGGAUCAAGAAUUUAACUUCUUCCUUCGUGGAAAAGAGGGUUUAUUCAGCAGUUCAACAGGUCCUAUAGUUGACGGUUUGACGAGUGAACAGCAAGAAGCUAUAACUAGACUUACUUUACGCUUGCCUGCGUUCAAAAAACUGUCUGAAAAAAUCAAAGAGAUGCCCGAAUUCGGUGCCUGGCUGCAACAGGGCACUCCGGAACAAGCAGUUCCUCAGUUGUGGAUUGAAGAGAAACAGCUCAGUCCUAUUGGUACCGCCAUGUACCAGUUACUUGUCAUUCAAGCGUUUAGACCUGACAGGGUUAUAGCGGCUGCUCACAAUUUCGUGUCUUCUGCUCUUGGGGCGGACUUCAUGUAUCAAGCCGAAAAGGAACUCGACCUAGCAUUCUGUGUUGAGAGGGAAAUUCGAUCAAAUGUUCCAGCUCUACUGUGUUCUGUACCAGGCUUUGAUGCUUCCAGUCGUGUCGAUGAUCUAGCUGCUGAGCUCAAUAAGCAGAUUUCCAGUAUUGCCAUUGGUUCAGCCGAAGGUUUCAAUCAAGCCGAUAGAGCUAUCAAUAUGGCUUGCAAGACCGGCAGGUGGGUUAUGCUUAAGAAUGUGCACUUGGCACCGCAAUGGUUAGUACAGCUGGAAAAGAAACUUCAUUCACUUCAACCACAUGCCAACUUCCGCCUGUUUCUCACUAUGGAAAUUAACCCAAAACUUCCUGUUAAUCUGUUGAGGGCAGGAAGGAUCUUCAUGUUUGAACCUCCACCGGGUAUAAGAGCUAACUUGUUGAGAACAUUCAGCACUGUGCCGGCAAGUAGGAUGAUGAAGGCACCAAGUGAAAGGGCUAGACUGUACUUCCUUCUUGCCUGGUUCCACGCCAUUGUCCAGGAAAGGCUGCGUUACUGUCCACUGGGUUGGGCGAAAUAUUACGAAUUUAGCGAGUCAGAUUUACGAGUUGCUUGCGAUACAUUGGACACAUGGAUCGAUGCCACAGCAAUGGGUCGUACGAAUUUGCCCCCAGAAAAAGUUCCAUGGGAUGCCCUAGUAACGCUUCUCUCUCAGUCCAUCUAUGGUGGUAAAAUCGAUAACGAUUUUGACCAGAGGCUUCUACAUUCCUUCUUGAACAAACUUUUCACGCCCAAGAGUUUUGAAGGUGACUUUGCCUUGGUUGCAAAUAUAGACAAUGGUCCUGGUGGAAACCGUCACAUCACAAUGCCUGACGGUACAAGAAGGGAUCACUUCUUGAAGUGGAUCGAAAGUUUGUCGGAUCGCCAAACUCCAGCUUGGUUAGGUUUACCGAAUAACGCUGAAAAGGUGCUAUUGACAACCAGAGGAACUGACUUGAUCAGCAAGUUACUUAAGAUGCAACAGUUAGAGGACGAUGACGAACUUGCAUAUUCCGUUGACGAUAAUUCUCCCACGGAUGCAGCUCAAAUAGACGGCAGACCGUCCUGGAUGAAAACGUUACAUAACAGUGCUGUUACUUGGAUGAAAUUGCUACCUACUUCACUACAGACGUUGAGAAGAACUGUCGAAAAUAUCAAAGAUCCAUUGUAUAGAUACUUUGAGAGGGAAGUUAAUUCGGCUUCGAGGUUAUUACAAGAUGUGUUGCACGACCUUAAUGACGUUUUAUUAAUUUGUCAGGGAGAGAAGAAACAAACCAAUUAUCAUCGUACCAUGCUUGGCGAAUUAGUUCGUGGAAUAAUACCAGUGAAUUGGCAUCGUUAUACGGUUCCGAAAGGUUGCACCGUUAUCCAGUGGAUUACAGAUUUCAGUCAGCGAGUGAAACAACUUCAGCAAGUUUCACAGUUGGUGUCUAAUGCUGGAGCAAAAGAGUUACAGAGCUUCCCUGUCUGGUUGGGUGGAUUGUUGAAUCCCGAAGCUUAUAUAACUGCAACAAGACAAUGUGUUGCACAGGCAAACAGUUGGCCCUUGGAAGAACUCCAUUUGGAUGUAACGAUUACCGAUUCUAAUGAUAAAGCCUCUAUCCCAAGCGAUUGUUUUGCUGUUGUUGGAAUAAAAUUGCAAGGAGCUCAAUGUCGCAACAAUCAGCUUCUGUUAACCUCCAGCAUUAUGUUGGAACUACCCAUAACCCUCUUCCGGUGGGUGAGAGUUACAGGUGAUGAGAAACCGAAAGAGGGCAAACUGUCUUUGCCUUUGUACCUAAACUCAACACGUACAGAAUUACUUUAUACAAUAGAAUUGAAUAUAGCACCAGGCCAGGAUCCUCAUAGCUUUUAUGAACGCGGUGUGGCUCUACUUACCUCUACUGCUCUUAAUUAAAUAUUUGUUGGAUUUUAAUGAUUACAACCCAUAUCUUAACCCUUAUUGUAUUCUAUAUUGCAUUCUCAUGUAGAUUUAUUGUAACUGACUGCAGCUGUGUUAUAAAUCAAAUUAAAUAAAGGCAUUUUAAAAAC
Anoplophora glabripennis (Asian longhorned beetle) is the source of this 14262-nucleotide messenger RNA. It is a transcript of the gene Dhc64C, whose product is annotated as dynein heavy chain, cytoplasmic. The transcript has 35 exons. Bases 179 to 14128 code for a protein of 4649 amino acids. Gene Ontology annotation, biological process: microtubule-based movement. Lineage: Eukaryota; Metazoa; Arthropoda; Insecta; Coleoptera; Cerambycidae. Gene Ontology annotation, molecular function: dynein intermediate chain binding; dynein light intermediate chain binding; ATP binding. Gene Ontology annotation, cellular component: dynein complex. The record is from RefSeq and is a predicted model, not a curated record.